Schistosoma curassoni is the source of this 795-nucleotide messenger RNA. The record is from the annotation of a GenBank genome assembly. Lineage: Eukaryota; Metazoa; Platyhelminthes; Trematoda; Strigeidida; Schistosomatidae.
AUGCAUUAUUUCUUGACUACUGAUUAUUUCCAUUGUUCAAGAACUACUAUGAGUUUAAAUUUAACGGAUGAUGAACUAGUGGACAUGACAACAGCUGAUCUUCGAUUGCUGCUAGAAAAAAAACGUUUAACAAUUGAGGAACACAAAGAACUUCGUAGUCGGAGACGUCGUUUGCAAAAUCGAAAAUACGCACGCAAAUGUGCUAGCAAAAAGCAGUCCGAAGUGGAAAACUUAGCCACCCAGGUGAAGGAAGAGGUCGUUGAAAUCCAGGCUCUGAGAACUCAGUUAUCACGAACCAACUUGGCGACAAAACACUUGGAACACCAAUUACGCCGCAUAAUGGAAUUCAAGGAAAAGUGUCUCAAUAAUGAAAGUAAUGGAUUUCAGAUAAAGACAGUCCGCAUGUUGAAUUCUAACGGUCAACCUACUGGAUUUGCUUACAUUAAUUCGACGUUCUCUUCUAAUUUUAUGGGACCUAAGAUUCAUGAAGUUGUUCAUCCAACAGAUAAAAAUUGCGAUGUCAUAGAAAUUGCAACUUGUUCAAAGUAUAACCCUCUAUCUUCAGGUUCCCGUAAGUACAAAUUCAGCCUAGAAGAACACCCUUCCAACGUUUAUCCACGUCAAACACCUACGGUUUCGCAAUUUUCUUCAGGCCUUGGCUUCCCUGGUACAGGUUCACCUGUACGUUUUUCAUGUAACCCUCCUUGUCACUUCAAAAAUCAUCUUCAAAUGCGUCUGGUUAGGCCAGUCGGUGGAGGCUUCGCAUCACACGGCAGAGGCAUGUCUGAAUAUUAA